UCGAUUACCACUGGCGCCAGCAGUAAUUUUACCGUCGCCAUCUUAUUACAGGCGUACAUAACCAAAUGCAAACUCUCACAUGGCAGUUGUUUUGUUUUUUUAAUGUCUAGCGUUUCUUUUUCACAGUGAGUUUUACCUUUCUGCUUGAAACAAUUUUUUUAGCAUCAAAACGUUUUUGUUUGUUUGUUUUUUCAAACUGUUAUGAGCAUGAGUGAGCUAAGUAUUGAUAAUGAAAUUUUAAUUGCUUUAGUCCAAGAAAGGCCUGUUUUAUGGGAUAAAACUCUAGAUAUAUUUAAAGACAAAAACGCUACCAGAAACGCGUGGCAUGAAGUUUGUCUGGAAAUUUAUAGCGACUUUGAUGAACUGGAAGAAAAAAAAAGAAAUGAACUUGGUAAAGAAGUGACGAAACGGUGGAAGCAUUUGCGUGACGCCUUCGCCAAGGCUGAAAAAAGGGCAAACGAAAGUAGAGCUAGUGGCUCAAAAACUACCAAGAAAAGAAAAUACAUAUUUUCUGAUGAACUGCAGUUUUUAAAAAAAUUAUACGAUAAAACAGAGACUACUCAGAGUUUUUUAAUAAAUGAUGAAAAUAAAGAUGAAACAGAUGGUUCUUGUCAACAGCCUUUUAAGCACUCGCAGCAUGAAGAAUUAAUAACUGAAACAAAAGGAAAAGCUAUUUGCAAUACAGUACCGCGAAAGAAAUUUAAGAAAUCAGAUGAAGUAAAUUUAAAGGCAUUGGUGAAAACAGAGGAAGUAAAUUUAAAGGCAUUGGAGAAAAACGAUGAAGUAAAUUUAAAGGCAUUGGAGAAAAAUGAUGAAGUAAAUUUAAAGGCAUUGGAGAAAAAUGAUGAAGUAAAUUUAAAGGCAUUGGAGAAAACAGCACCAGAGAAACUGAACGCCCAAAUGUCCUUCUUCCACAGCCUGUUGUCCCAUACAGAAAAUUUUAAUAGUGAUGAAUGGCUUCAAUUCCAAAUUGAAGUUCUUCAGAUCAUUUCUAAUAUAAAAAAUCAAAAAGCUGCAGUCCCUUACUAUACUGCACAAUCCAAUGAGUUUCAGCAACAGUAUCAACCAGCCAUAUACCAUCUCCAACCACAUUCCUUUUCACAGCCAUUUCAACAACCUUUCACUACUCAAAAUGCACUGCUAUCUCAAUCAAGGCAGAAUCGUUCAACGAGUACAACUCUGGAUUCACUCCAUCCACAUCAAGAACCAUCAACAUCGAUCCCGAAGAAAAAUAAAAUAACAGCAGCUGAAUACUACGGACGUUUUAAUAAGUAUGCUGCCGAAGAAAAUGGUGAAAGAAGUUCAGUAGAUUCUGACGAUUCAUCGAGCACAACAGACAUUAAUUUCUAAUUAUAUAUUUAUGGAUAUAAUGCGUAUCUAAGUAUC
Messenger RNA from Argiope bruennichi, 1386 nucleotides. RefSeq lists its product as uncharacterized. Lineage: Eukaryota; Metazoa; Arthropoda; Arachnida; Araneae; Araneidae. The coding region runs from base 202 to 1350 and encodes 382 amino acids. The transcript is spliced from 2 exons. The record is from RefSeq and is a predicted model, not a curated record.